Molecule: messenger RNA, 4448 nt
Organism: Cheilinus undulatus (humphead wrasse)
Lineage: Eukaryota; Metazoa; Chordata; Actinopteri; Labriformes; Labridae
Product: lysine-specific demethylase RSBN1L-like
Exons: 8
Coding region: 109-3627 (1172 amino acids)
Cellular component (GO): nucleus
Source: RefSeq, a predicted model, not a curated record
CUGCUGCUCUCCCUCCUCCGUGCGUCGUACGUGACUCAUGAAGCCCCGCCCCAAGCCUGGCUCUCGCGCACCAGUUACGUAUGACCGUAAAAAAUAGAAACUUCCAAGAUGGCCGAGGCCGUGGACUCCAUGCAUUUCGCAGCAAACAGCAAAACAAAUUCCCCCAAACCCUUGAUAGCUAAACGGCCACCGGAGAGCCGACCGCAGUCUUCCAGCGACAUUUACCCGCCGCCCCCUAAGAAAGUCCGGGUGGAGGAGAAGGGCCUGAAGCACAGGAAACUGAACGGAGAGGUGUGCGCAGGGGAAAAACACAACGGGAAGCAGAGUUGUGGUAGCCCAGCGAAAUGGAGUUUCGGCCCGGCCAAGGCGAGCCACUCCACCGCCGCCGCGGUACCAGUGACUCCUGCUCGGAAAAUCUUCAAAAUCAGCAACUUCCUCGCCUCCCCGCCGAAAAUGAAAAAGGCGAAAGAGAAACGACACAAGGAGAAGGAGAAAAUCAGUGAGGCGCAGCGGAGCUCAGCCGUUAGUGUGGAGAGAGUGAGCCCUGCUAGCUGCCAUACAAAGACCGAGAACGGCGACAUGAAAACGCUACCGAGAGAUCACCGUGUGAAGGAGAAAGACAAAGAAAAGAAAAAGGAAAAGAGCAAAGAGUGGAAAAAUCACAGAGUGCCACCUUUACAUGACAUUGCAAGAGAAAACGGAGAAGUGAUUUCUCCACAGAAAGAGUGUAAGGAGAAGCUCAAAGCUGGUUCAGAGGAAGACCUCCUGCUGAAGAAGCUUAAGAAGAAAAAGAAAAAGAAGCACAAAGAUGGCGAGCGGAUGAAGGAGAAACACAGCCGACCGAAAAUGUAUCACCGCUCAUGUCAAACAGUUUGUUCAGGAGUGUCCCUCGGCCUUCCCGAGCUCCUCAGUCGAAUCAAUGGAAACAACAGCAGCAGUCUACUCCACACUGCAGCACCCACACACCACCAGGAUCCUGCUGCUACCUCUGCCUCCAUCACCUCCAUGGUCAGGGACAGACUCGUCUACAGCUCCCCGCUGCACUGCGUCCCAUCGCCGGACCUCCCUGGUCUGGAGUUCGGCCGGCUGAUCCACAUUGAGCAGCAGGCCAACGGAGGGGCCUCUGUGGUGCACGCCUACAGUGAGCAGCUCUCCUGUCUGUCUCCUGCUGAGAUGCAGCGGUUCGCCCAGGAGUUUGUGACACUAUCGUUUAGCGAGGAUAACGGCCAGGCUGCUUGUUUUGUGAUGGGAAUCAUCCACGGAGCUGCUUCCUACCUCCCAGACUUCCUGGACUACUUCUCCUACAAGUUUCCCAACGCACCAGUAAAGAUGGAGGUGCUUGGGAAGAAGGACAUAGAAACGACAACCAUGGCUAACUUCCACUCUCAGGUGAAGCGGACAUACUCCCAGGGAACAUACCGUGCCGGGGCCAUGCGGCAGGUCAGUCUGGUCGGGGCUGUGGAUGAAGAAGUCGGGGACUACUUUCCUGAGUUCAUCAACAUGUUAGAGGAAUCUCCCUUUCUAGAGCGGACUCUGCCUUGGGGCACGUUCUCUAGUCUGCGGCUGCAGAGUCCUACUGAGAGCGAUGAUGGCCCCAUUAUGUGGGUCAGACCAGGAGAACAGAUGAUCCCUAUGGCAGACAUGCCAAAAUCACCCUUUAAACGGAAAAGGUCCACCAAUGAGAUAAAGAACCUGCAGUAUUUACCAAGAGCCAGCGAGCCCCGGGAGAUGCUGUUUGAGGACCGGACGAGAGCCCAUGCUGACCACAUUGGUCAGGGGUUUGAGAGACAAACUACUGCUGCUGUUGGUGUGCUGAAGGCUGUGCGCUGUGGAGAGGACAGCGAUACUCCUGCUCGGAUCACCAAAGAUGUUGUGUGUUUCCACGCUGGAGACUUCCCAGAUGUGGUCAUGAGGCUGCAGCUGGACCUCCAUGAGCCUCCUCUGUCUCAGUGUGUGCAGUGGAUUGAUGACGCCAAGCUGAACCAGCUGAGGAGGGAGGGGAUCCGAUAUGCCCGAAUUCAACUCUACCACGACGACAUCUACUUCAUCCCAAGAGGAGUUGUCCACCAGUUCAAAACCGUUUCCGCAGUGUGCAGCCUGGCCUGGCACAUCAGACUCAAACAGUAUCACCAACAUGAAGAGAAGGAGGAGGAAGAAGAGGCUAAGUGUGCACCCCAAGAUGACACACUUCAUAUCAAAGAGGAGGAAGAAGAUAAGGAGCUAGAGGAGAAGGCUUGCAACCCUGUUGCUGAGACAGUGGCAAAACAGGAGGAUGAGGAUCCUGAGGGAAAUGAGAGUGCUCAGUCACAAGCUCAGACACAGAUUUUCAAGGAAGAAGAAGAAGAGCAGGAAAACAGAGCAGAGACAAAGGAGCUGUCAACAACACAGUCUCCACCUUCUAUCAAACAGGAGAGAGACGAAGAUGUCGUCGCUCAUACACUAACAGAGCCAAAGUCUGAGGAAGAUGAGAAAGAGGAGGGUAAAGGAGGGCGAGAUGAAGAUCCAGAGGUGCAGCAGAAGGGCCAGGAGGACAGUGGAGCUGACAGUUCACUGUUGAAGUCACAACAAGUUAGGAAGGAAAAUGAUACAGAGGAAGAGAGGCUGCAAAAGACGACAACACCAGCCCAAGGUGUGAAAGAGAAAACAAAAGAUAGCAUAACAAGCACUUACAACACACAUCAACUUAAAAAGGAAAAAGAGAAAGUCAAGAGGGAGAAAGAUGACAAGGACAGGGUGAAGGAUAAAGAGAAGAAGGAAAAGGAUAGGAGUAAAGAGAAGGACAGGGAGAAAAAGGACAGGGGCAAAGACAGGGACAGAGAGAAGGAAAAGGGGAGAGAACAGGAGAAAGUUAAGGCUGAAGGAGGCAAAGAGGGCAGUUCAUCCACGCAACUCGUGCCGCAGAUAAGGAAAAAAGAGGAAGACGAGCGGACGAAAGAGGGCAGCAAAGCCUCUCAGACCCCUCUGCCUGCACAGAAAGAUGAGAAAUGGGCCAAGGAAUGGGACUCAAAGACACAAACCCACGUCAAGAGAGAGAAAGAGCACACUGGGAGCGACAAAGAUAAGGGAGCAUCUCACAGAGAGGAGGCUCGAGAUGCAAAUUCACAUAAACACAAGUCUUCACAUGGGAAGAAAGAAAAGAGUGGGCACAGGGAGGGCAAUGCGUCAAGCGUGCAGGCAAAGUCAGGGAGAGAAGAUGGGAAGGCGGGAGCUCCAAAACCUGCAAACAUUCAGAUUAAGAAAGAAGGAAAAAAGGACAAAGAUGUGAGCAAUAAAGAGGAAAGGAAGAAGCCUUCCUCUAGUACUGCUCCACCAGAACACAAACCACCACGGACGCUCAUCACUUUUGACCUCUUUAAGCCCAUGGAGGCUCACCAGACUCUGGCUCUUUCCUUCACAGACAGUCGGCCAAAGAGCCACCAUCACAGUGACUCUCGAGGCUCCUCCUCAAAGCCUGGCUCUGACUCUCGGACACUUGUAUCCCCUAAAGGACCAAAAGUAAAGGACUCUGUGCAGGGGAAACCUGCCACACCCCUACAGGACACUCGGCCACUGCAGCACUCGUUAAAACAGCCCCUUAAAACCCACACGCCCCAAACAGAAGAAAGACCUCUUAAUAUGAAUGUCUAGAUGUCUAGUCCUUUUUUUUUUUUUUUAACUGUACAACUUCUGCCGAGGCUUUGUUAAAGUAUUUGAGGAUGCAUUCUACCUUCAGAUGUCAACUGGUCUUUUUUAUUCUCUAAUGAUCGACGAGCAGGUGCAUUCCAUUACUUUGCUGACACACUUUGCCCAGUAGCACGGUGAAAUGAGGAUGCACUCUUCAAGUAUUUUAUCAGUGCCUAAGAAUGUAAGCUAAGUAGCUCACUUCACGUUUGUUAGCGAAUGUAUGUAGGCUCUAUAUAAAAUGUUAUGUGACCCAUGUGUCAGUGCCUGUGCACUACUUAGCUUCGCUCUUAAAGCACCUAUUUUAGGUACUGGAAUCGCCAAUCUGAAAACAACCUCAUCCUUUCUCUCUGUUAUCUGAAAUGCUUUUGUUCACUGUAUUUGACAUUUCAGCACACCACCAUGCAGGCGCUGAUAUCCUCUUUGCCGUUUUGCUUUGGUUGAUGAGGUUUGUUAUUUAUAACACUCCAAAAUCUGAGCAAUUUGUUGUUUUCAGACUGGAAGUUGUUUGACUCACACAGGGCUGUAAAUGAUACUGUAUGUACCAAAACUGUACAGUAUAGAUGUUAUUAGCACCAAUGUGGGAAAAUGUAUACAGAAAUUGCAUAUAUUUUUUGUAAGACAAGUUUUAUUUUCCAUAGAACUUAUUUAUAUCAUUUACUGUCCGUUUUUAUUUGAAACCUAUGUAUGUGAAAAAAAUGUUGUAAAUACAUUUUAUUUCUUAAGAUAAGACUUGGUAGUGUGAUUUAUACUCUGAUCAGAACCUCUCAAUAAAUGGUUCAAAAAUA